Molecule: messenger RNA, 1159 nt
Organism: Cuscuta campestris
Lineage: Eukaryota; Viridiplantae; Streptophyta; Magnoliopsida; Solanales; Convolvulaceae
Source: the annotation of a GenBank genome assembly
UUUGAAUGGAAAUGGCCAAAUUCAAUUAAAACCCGAAUUCCCAAAUCCAAUUUGCUACUCCUCAGUCUUCACAUUUAUCCCGAAAGGCAGCUCUCCGUCCAAAAUCAUGGCGGGUUGGAACUAUAUACCACCAAGCGCACUGAAACUCGACGAUCAUCGGAACACCAACCGCUUCCCGGCGCAACCAGAAUUCCCGACGGAGGUCGUAAUCGAGGGCCUCAUCGCUUACCAGCGCCGCGAAAUCGAAAUGCUUCUACUGAACAAACAGGAUCUCGCCGCCUCGCAUUUAUGUCUAAAGAUGAAGCUCUCCGCCGCUCAGCGGGAGCUUCUACACCAUUCUGCUACCGCCUCCGCCGUCAAGGCUGCCAGGGAUGAGUGGAUCCGCGAGGCUUGUGAGAAGUUACGUAGAACGGAGGCCGAGGAGGCCACUGCAGCCCACAAGAUCCACUCCGAACUGGCGGUGGUUAAAGCCGAUCUCGAGAAAAUGAGAUACUGUCACAGAGAGCUUGUGGCUCAUAUGAAUGAGAUUGAAGAUGAGCUCAUGAGUGUUCUUUCAGAUUUGACUCAGGUUAUGGUAGUCAAAGCUGAAAUUGAGAAUAUCAACAAGGAGCUCCAAAGAGGAAGGGAUGCUAUUGAGCAUGAAAGGAAAACGAAAGCUGCAAACCUUGAACAAAGUCUGACAAUGGAGAAGCAUAUGAGUUCCUUGAGUGCUGAAAUCGAGAGGCUAAAGGUUGAACUUGUAGAUGCGGAGAAGAGAGCAAUGGCAGCAGCAGCUGCUGCACUUAUACCAAGCUUUGCUCAAGACAAUGGAACAUUGCAUGACAGUGGAUAUGAUCAAAACUUGGGUCAUAGUCCUUUUGCUGCUGGGGCUGCCCCUCUGUUUCGAGGGAGGGAUGUUGAUGCAUUAUCCAUAUAGUACUAGUAGUAAUGCAUUGUCAUCCUUGGUCACCAAAUGUAAAGUUGGGAUGAAAUGUCUAUAGCUAAAUGAGUUCUCUUGAAGUUCUAGACCUAGGGAAUGCUUACAUUGCAACAACCUUCUUUGGUGCUUUUCUUUAUUAAAAAAAAAAAGAAGAAGAAGAGCUUUUUAAUGUAAUAAAUGUAUAAAUGAUAGGGGUGAGCAUUGGAUCGGUUCGAACCGAAAUAACUGGACUUUAUUUUG